CGCUGUUUUGGAAUCGCAUCUCAUUCAUCGAAAUCCUGGUGCCUGGAAUAAUGAGGUGACUCGGGCUCUACAAAUCGUCCUAGAAUGCCUUUACACAUACCAUUUGGAUUGCUAGGAAUCAAUGUUUACAUGACUCCACCUCAUCUGUCGAUGUUCAUCUCGAUUGUGCAGAGGAUUAAGAGCGUUGUCCGGGGAAGGAUUCCUGGUUCCAUGGAUACUAGGAGGCAUAUGUGGUCGGACAGCGACAGAACAUCUUGUUCUGGACGGGACCUCUUUGAGUUGAGUAACAGGAGUUGCUUCCCUGAUUCUUCCCCGAUAGUUGGAGGCGCAUCGCCAACACGACAUACCUUAGCUUGACGAAUCCACCGAGUCUGACUCUCGCGCGCUCGACUUUUUCUUCACGGCCACUAACCGUCCAACACACACGAGGAAUAUUCACACCGUCUCUUCCCAAGAAGCUUUUCAUUAUGGUCCGCGCAUCAUCACAUACGAAACGAUUCUCUUCUGUAGGGCAUAUCGCUGCGUCCCGCACACACUUGUCCAGUUUGAGAUUCCCAUGGUAGGAGAGGAGGGUCCCCUAAAACGGUGUGGUUACGGACAGACUGGCCUCUCUAAACUUUUUUUGGGUUGGUUGAUUAUAAAAUUAGAAUUCAUCCAAUAAAAAAACUGGACGUGUUUUGCAAUAUUGAAUUGCACAUAUUCGCUGGAAAUGAGGUUGGAAAGUCCCUUUCUAUAUUCCUACCUUUCUAAUUCUUCUCAUAACGAACUCAUGUCCAUAAGGCCUUGUUUAGGACACACUCAAAAAGACAUGAGACCAACCAUCUCAUCUUACCAUAAAUUUGUCCGAAGCAGCUUGGCUUUGACACUCUUGUCCUCCGCCAAGAAUUAUAUCAGCACAUUUGAAGCUUUUCGUGAACCUAAGCGAGUCGAAAAAUACUAUAGAGGGUCGAAUGAAAAUAACUGAUUCUCUUUGAAUUUCUGUUUCUAUCAGAAGAUAAUAUGAAGGGUUUGUUGGAAAAGCGAGAGAAUGAUUAACCCAUUAGAGUACUAGUUUCGCCAAAAUUAUAUGAGAGAAUGAGGAAGAAACCCUCGAGGGCAGGAUGGUCAAUUCCCGUUGGCCGCGAAAAAUAUGCCGGCCUGCCAUGAUUGGCAAGCAACAUAAGCUUCGUCCAAACAAUGGCAUAUAUGAGGAUCUGGGAAGAGAAGGAGAAGAUGUGAGCUCCAAUCAAACAGUGAACGGGAACCCAAUUCUCUCUGAUAAUCUCUCUGCCUGUGCCUGGUUUUUGGGUUGAACCUCUGAUAAGUUUUGAAUUCUGAUCAAACUGUUGAAGACAAAACAGGCAGAAGGAGAUGGAUUGCUCCAUAUGCAGUUCAUACCCGGUGAUCAUAAGGCCGCCGAGGAACACAAUCUGCGGAAGCUGCUUGGAAGGGAUCAAGACCGCGUUUAGCUUGAUGAGCUCUUUUGAAGGCGGUGAUGAUCAUGAAGCAGAGACCCCCAGAUUAGAAAGCAACCGCAAUCCCAAGUCUCUGGUCUCUCCCACCACCAAGAGCAAGGGACUAGCAGAUCUUAUUGAAUGGAUGAAACGCACAAAGCAGGUGGAGGAUGAACUCUCCCAGAAGAUCUCUUUCUUGGCCGGCUCUCUCGUUUCUGCUUUCCAAGAACAAAUUCACACUGACCUCAAGAUUAAGCCUUCCAAUGGCCCUCCAAUUUCUGCUCAUAGAGCCAUCUUGGCAGCAAGAUCACAAAUCUUCAAGAACAUGCUGGACUCGGACUCAUGCAAGUCCUCACCGAGAGACACCGUGACCAUCGCUGAGCUGACCCACGAAGAGCUUGAAUCGCUCCUGGAGUUCCUCUACAGAGGGAGCCUUGCGCCCGAAAAAAUGGACAAGCACAUCUACUCAUUGAUGCUUGCAAGCCACAAGUACGAAAUCUCGUACUUGCACAAGUCUUGCGAACAGCACAUGCUCGAGAAUCUGAACGUUUCCAACGCACUCGACGUCCUGGAGAUCUUGGAUAUUUGCUCCCACCAGAAGUUGAAGGACGUUGUGUUGAGUUUCGUUGUCAAGAACAUCGAUGACAUAGCUUUCUCCGCUAAGUAUGAGGCCUUUUGCUCCAAGAACCCGCAUUUGAGUGUACAGAUCACGAGGGCGUCUUUGAUUGAUGCAAGGGAUAGGAGGAGAACUUGAAAUCAUCGUUGAAUCAAAUGUAGUUGGAUGGAGUUGUAUUGUCCAUAUUCUAAUC
This is a messenger RNA of Syzygium oleosum, 2242 nucleotides long. Its product is annotated as BTB/POZ domain-containing protein At3g56230-like. Gene Ontology annotation, molecular function: protein binding. The record is from RefSeq and is a predicted model, not a curated record. The transcript is spliced from 3 exons. Bases 1351 to 2187 code for a protein of 278 amino acids. Lineage: Eukaryota; Viridiplantae; Streptophyta; Magnoliopsida; Myrtales; Myrtaceae.